AUUAAAAUUACAUCCAGUUAUUUCGUAAAUUUUAAUUUAAUUUUAGAAGUGAGUAAAGUGAUUAUGUUGUGAUACAAAUUUGAAGUGUACAGAAGUGAGUUAACAAUGGGGACCGGUAGUGAGACCAAGGACUCUGAAAAGGAAAAGUUGAACCCUAAUGGAUGGCUGCAGUCCCGGCCUAGCCAACAGUUCAACGUGAUCCGACGUGUCUACCAGCAGGAUGCUCUCAACAAGGAUGCUGAUUAUCAGGUUCCGGAGAAACCAUUGGGAUACAGAUGCAAGAGGGUAGUACAAAACUGUGGCUUUGGUGAUUGUCUCCUGAACUCGCUACCAAUUGCAAGAUGGCUGCCACGCUACAAUAUGAAGAAGGAUUUGGUUGGCGACCUGGUAGCCGGCGCUACGACUGCAGUCAUGCACAUACCACAAGGUAUGGCCUACGCGAUGUUAGCUGAAGUGCCUCCUAUAGUCGGUCUAUACAUGGCAUUUUUCCCAGUACUUAUAUAUGUGAUAUUUGGCACCUCACCCCAUGUGUCCAUGGGGACGUUCGCGGUCGCCUGCCUUAUGGCGGGUAAGGUAGUUUCACAGCAUUCAUCUCACUCGGAAUUAGUCAACGCUGUUAACGUCACAACUUCAGAAGGUCCACCUUUCUUAACCGGAGGAUAUUCGCCGGUGGAAAUACUCAGCGUACUUUCCUUAACUAUUGGCUUAAUGCAAGUGAUAAUGUGGAUGAUGAGACUGGGCGCGGUGUCCACUCUGCUCUCGGAGCCUCUCGUGUCUGGUUUCACGACCGCAGCCUCCUUCCAUGUUCUCACAUCUCAGCUGAAAGACCUCUUUGGGGUCAAGCUACCAAAAUUAGGAUCCAAUUACAAAGUUAUAUUUACAGCUAUUGAAAUUGUCAAGAGUAUACCAAACGCAAACUGGAUCGCGUUCGCGAUAUCCGCGAUCACGUGCACAAUAAUUGCUUUGAAUAAUGAAGUCUUAAAGCCUCGGAUAAGCAAGAUAAGUCGCGUCCCAGUGCCUAUAGAACUAAUGGCAAUAGUAUUCGGCACUCUGGCUUCUAAAUUUGGCAAUCUCAAAGAGUUAUACGGAGUUUCUUUAGUUGGAACUAUUCCUACUGGUCUGCCAGAACCCAAAGUACCGGCUAUAGAAAUGAUCCCUACGAUAGCCCUAGAUGCCUUCACCAUCACCAUGGUGACAUACACCAUAUCCAUGUCCAUGGCAUUGAUCUUCGCGACCAAGGAGAAGUAUGAAGUGGAUGCCAAUCAAGAGCUACUGGCUUUGGGAGCAAGCAAUAUGUUUGGGUCAUUCUUCGGUUGCGCCCCACUCUGCGCGAGUUUAUCCAGAUCUUAUAUCCAGUAUCAGGCAGGCAGCAAGACGUGUCUAACCUCAGUGGUUAGCGCUUCCUUGAUCUUAUGCGUUCUGCUCUGGGUGGGGCCCUUAUUCGAGCUGCUGCCUCGUUGCGUGCUGGCUUCCAUUAUCGUUGUGUCUCUGAAGGGCAUGUUCAUGCAGGUCAAGGAGCUGGCCAAAUUCUGGAAUCUGAGCAAAUUGGAUGCAAUCGUGUGGCUCGUCACGUUCUCGAUCACGUUGUUAAUAGACAUUGACAUUGGACUUGGAGCAGGAUUAUUAGCAAGUGUGGCGACAUUGUUCUGUCGUUCUCAAAAACCCUACACGUGUCUCCUCGGAAGAGUCCUGGAUACAGAUCUAUAUCUAGAUAUAAAGAGGUACCGAGCUGCAGAAGAAAUAUCUGGUAUCAAAAUAUUCCACUAUUGCGGUGGUCUCAAUUUCGCAACUAAGAAUCUGUUCCGUGUGACUCUGUUCAGGAAGAUCGGGUACUUUAAGCAGCAACAGGCUGAUGACGAAAGCAACCUCGCUAAGAGUGAAUCGCUUGAAUGGGACUCGAGUAUAAGCAAUAAGGUACAGUGUGUAAUAAUCGACGCCACUGCGUUGUCAUACGUAGAUGCGCCAGGGAUAAAAAGUCUCGUCGCAGCUCAAAAGGAACUGGUUACGAACGACAUCACAGUUCUACUUGCGGGCGCUAAUGGACCAGUAUUAGAAAUGAUCGAACGAUACAAUUCUCUAGAAUCUGAACAACUACAAUUAGACACGUUCCCCACCGUUCACGAUGCUGUUGUCUACUACAAAAUGUUAGAAGCAAAGAAAGAUACGUCUAUAACCAUACAAACGUGAUAAACGAUUUCUAUUACGUGUAUGUAGUUAAACAUAGACAUUGUUUUAAAUCAAUUGCAUUCUGAGGCUUAUGAUUUGUAAGAUAGAACUCAUAUUUGCUUGUCGUAAGUUUUUAAGCUUAUGUGCACGGACAAUAAAAUUAUACAGGACUUUAAAUAGUACAACCCGAACCAAGCAAGCUUCGGUUAUUUUGUCUCAUAGUGGUCUC
Vanessa tameamea is the source of this 2395-nucleotide messenger RNA. It is a transcript of the gene Prestin, whose product is annotated as prestin. NCBI's taxonomy places the organism in Eukaryota, Metazoa, Arthropoda, Insecta, Lepidoptera, Nymphalidae. Gene Ontology annotation, molecular function: sulfate transmembrane transporter activity; bicarbonate transmembrane transporter activity; chloride transmembrane transporter activity. The coding region runs from base 106 to 2187 and encodes 693 amino acids. Gene Ontology annotation, cellular component: plasma membrane. The record is from RefSeq and is a predicted model, not a curated record. Gene Ontology annotation, biological process: transmembrane transport. The transcript has 17 exons.